AUGUCCCACGUCCCACCAACCCAGUCCAUUCCCAAACCAGAGGAACCUAAAGAACCACAACAGUCUCCUCAGCAACCUCAGUUCCAGCAAGUACCUCCGAAUUUCUACCAAUUUCCACCUCAAGGUUACUACCCACCACAAGGCUUCCCGAACUACCCUCCUCAGCCUAUGCCUUACUUCCCCAACCCAUGGAUGUUCCAGCAAGCUCCACCCCAGCAAUUCCAAUCUCAAUCCAAAUCGAAGAGAGACCAAGAGUUCGAAGAAGGUCUGAACCGUUUACGCAAAGAGUAUGCCACAGCUCCAAUUGAGAGAAAGUUGUUCCCGAACCAAAAAUAUAAUUUAUGUUAA
Messenger RNA from Trichomonas vaginalis G3, 348 nucleotides. RefSeq lists its product as uncharacterized. Bases 1 to 348 code for a protein of 115 amino acids. The transcript has a single exon. NCBI's taxonomy places the organism in Eukaryota, Parabasalia, Trichomonadida, Trichomonadidae. The record is from RefSeq and is a predicted model, not a curated record.